Molecule: messenger RNA, 1460 nt
Organism: Rana temporaria (common frog)
Lineage: Eukaryota; Metazoa; Chordata; Amphibia; Anura; Ranidae
Gene: SYNC
Product: syncoilin, intermediate filament protein
Exons: 4
Coding region: 200-1210 (336 amino acids)
Cellular component (GO): intermediate filament
Source: RefSeq, a predicted model, not a curated record
CAAUCUUUUAGCUCUGCCAGGGACAGAGCUGCAGUGUCAUCUCAGGCGUGCCCAGCUAGGCACAAGAGGCCCAAGUUUGUAUGCUGCAUGUGAAUCAUAACGUGGCAGACUUGUUCAGUCUGUGAGGGUGGGGAGACUUCGCUCACACAGACUCUUGGUACCGUUAUUAUUAACAGGCGAGCCAGUUUGUGCAGAUGAUAUGUCCAGUACAGAGGAGGAAGGAGAAAACUCCAAAGGAGGGAGGGAGAUUCCGGAGCCUAGUCCCUCUUCGCCAGAUAAUGGAGGAUUUAUAUCCCUAGAAGACUUGGGAGCAAGAUUUCAGUUUUGUAUUGCUGCUGUAGAGGAACUGGAAAGGGAACGUGAUGAACUCAUAAGUGAACUCACCUUGUUACGGGAUCCUUCUUUAGAGGCUGUACAGAGGGCACAUGAGGAAGUAGUCCAGGCCUUUGGACAACGUGCCCGUGUCGAGCUUGAGAGGGACACUCUAAGGGAAGAAAUAAAGGGAAUACGCUGUAGGCUCUUCCGUGUAACCAAGGAAUGUGUGGCAUGUCAAUACCAACUUGAAAAUCGCAGACAAGGGCUAGCUCAGAGUAAAGCAGAAAGAGAAGAGCUAGAGGUUCUUGCAGCCCGCUUGACAGAGGAGCUUACUCAACUCCGGGACACCUUUACUCAGCAAAGAGAAGGAGAAGAGCUUCGCCUUAGAGCUCCACACACCAGGCGGGUCUCACGUGAAAUCCAAGAGAGAAGGAGACUGUCUGCAGAUCUGCAAGAUUUGACGGAGGAACAACACAAUUCUUUGCAAGAUGAGUAUGGACCUAAACUGCUACAACUGUUGGAGCGUGUUGAAAGGGGAGCACAAGCUGUCAAAGAUAAACAGGAAGAAUUGGUGAGAAUGAGAGAACAGAUCAGACCACUGCAAGGGGAAGCAUGUUAUCUGCAGGCACAGAAAUACAACCUACAGGAGCAAAUUAUUCUUAUGAAAAAGAAGCGGGGAGAAGAAGCACUGCUCUAUAGGGAACAGCUGCAAGAUCUGGAAGAUAGAAGAAGAGAGAUAAAAAUUUCAGUCCAGCUGCAAGAACAUCAGAACAAAGAACUUGAAGAGCUGCGCAAAAGUCUCGCAAAGGAAUUAGCAGUCUACAAGUAUGUUCCAUCCAGCCAAGGAAUCAUAGGGGAUAUCUUGAACUAUAUGGACAGAUUUUCAAAUCUGUGACAAAAAAGGAAUGACUGCCAUCCAACCAAGCGGACAUGCUUAAAAUAAUCAAUUCAGGAUUGAAGACUGAAGCAGAAUAUGUGAAGAAGGUACUUUCUCUGAAAUAGCUGCCACAAAAAGGCACAUCACCAGUAAGGAGAAAAACCAAAUGAGGGAUUACAUUUUGGGAACUUGUUUUGUCAAUUGAACAGUAAAGUGCACCAGGGAGGAAUAGUUAUAUCCUACAGCGAUAUCUGGUUUUCAAAUUUUA